This is a messenger RNA of Halichondria panicea, 1152 nucleotides long. RefSeq names its product TNF receptor-associated factor 3-like. The transcript has a single exon. Bases 61 to 1059 code for a protein of 332 amino acids. The record is from RefSeq and is a predicted model, not a curated record. Gene Ontology annotation, molecular function: zinc ion binding. NCBI's taxonomy places the organism in Eukaryota, Metazoa, Porifera, Demospongiae, Suberitida, Halichondriidae.
GUGUGCUUACCAAAUAAGGCUCAGAUCACAUGAUCUAUAUCAGAUGAGUUUUCAGUCAAGAUGUCGUAUUCUUUGGAACCGAGUCGUCAUGCGCGUAAUCUAUCACAAGGCCAAUUUUAUACUAAAAUAUCAAGGUGUCGAGUGGAAAAGGAGAUAGUAAGGAAAACCUACGAUUUAGUUAAGCCAGCUCCAGACAAAUACAACUGUAUGAUAUGCUCUGGCCUACUACUACAACCAGUACUGAUGUCAUGCUGUGGUCAACACUUCUGUGAGAGCUGUCUGAAGAAAUGGUAUGCAGAGCAAGGAAACAAGUGUCCUCAUUGUCGAAACACAGGUGUGACCUACUUACUGAACAAAGAACGUGUUCGAGAUAUUAAUGAGCUUCUAGUGUACUGCUCCAACAAGAGCAAAGGCUGUAUAUGGGAGGAUGAGUUGGGAAGCUUGGACGGCCAUGUGGAGUCAAAUUGUGGAUUUGUUGAGAUCGAUUGCCCUAAGGGUUGCAAAAUAAAGUUACUGCGAGACAAAAUGAGCGAUCAUAUACGAGAUAGCUGCUUGUGUCGAGACUACAGCUGUGAGCACUGCCAGAAGAAGGGUACCUAUCACACCAUAACGGGAGAAUGUGGAGAGUUUGGACCGUGUUGGAAGCAUGGGAAAGGCCACUAUAGUACGUGUCAGCAAUAUCCAGUGCAGUGCCCUAACGAGUGCUCCAAAACUAUCAAGAGAGGAGAGGUUUCCAUCCAUCGAGAGAGUUGUCCCCUUGAGCACGUCGAAUGUUCAUUCUUGGAGGUUGGGUGUCAGGAGCAGCUGGUGAGGAGGGACCUUGACAACCACAUGGCAACCAGCGAUCAUCAACACCUGCUACUCAUGAUGAAGGCUUUUAAAGAACUGAAACAAGAGACUAAACAACUUAGAGACGAAGUGAAAUCUCAGAGGAGAAAGAUCCCUGAUAGUGAUUACCCUGAGUACUCUAAGCAAGUGGACUAUUCAUGUCUUCUUUCGGGAGAUAUUAUUCGGUGCUGUUUUUAUAAACAAUCUUCAACAAACAAAGUUCCUAUAUAGUUCCUAGUUGUAUGAUGAUUAGAAAUACACCUAUGUAUACAUGACUGUAAUUAUAGUACACACUUUUUGAUCCAAAUUAACGCUUACUCAUAA